UGGCCGAGGCUCCUCGGCUGGAGGCCGGGUGAGGGGUCGAGUAGGGGCCGCCCAGGGGAGGCCUGGACUCGGGUCUCUUCCCCCAAAGUUCGGCGCUGCGGACACUGCCAGCCCAUACCUUUCCAAGUCAGAAACUUGUAGGAAACCCCUCGGCGAUUCUUAUUUUUUGCUCAAGUGCAGACAGCCUUCAGCCCGAGCUGCCGCCAGGGCUGGUGGUGUCUGACCCAGCUGUGGUUUUUCCAGGCCUGAAGGCCCCGGAGUGCGCCAGCGGCAUGUACAAAGAGACCGUCUACUCCGCCUUCAAUCUGCUCAUGCACUACCCACCCGCCUCGGGAGCGGGACAGCACCCUCAGCCGCAGCCCCCGCUGCACAACAAGGCCAGUCAGCCCCCCCACGGUGUCCCCCAGCUCUCUCCUCUCUACGAACAUCUCAGCAGCUCACACUCUACACCUGCACCUGUGGACAUCAGCCAGAAGCAAGUUCACAGGCCCCUGCAGACCUCUGACCUCUCUGGCUUCUACUCUCUGACCUCAGGCAGCAUGGGACAGCUCCCCCACACUGUGAGCUGGCCCAGCCCUCCUCUCUACCCCCUGUCCCCUUCCUGCGGAUAUAGACAGCACUUCCCUGCCCCCACUGCAGCCCCUGGCGCCCCCUACCCCAGGUUCACCCACCCAUCCUUGAUGCUAGGCUCCGGUGUACCUGGUCACCCUGCAGCCAUCCCCCACCCAGCCAUUGUGCCCCCCUCAGGGAAGCAGGAGCUGCAGCCCUAUGACCACAGCCUGAAGACACAGGCAGAGUCCAAGGCAGAGAAGGAGGCUAAGAAGCCAACCAUCAAGAAGCCCCUCAACGCCUUCAUGCUGUACAUGAAGGAGAUGAGAGCCAAGGUCAUUGCAGAGUGCACACUUAAGGAGAGUGCUGCCAUCAACCAGAUCCUGGGCCGCAGGUGGCACGCGCUGUCACGAGAAGAGCAGGCCAAGUAUUAUGAGCUGGCUCGUAAGGAGAGGCAGCUGCACAUGCAGCUAUACCCAGGCUGGUCGGCGCGGGACAACUAUGGGAAGAAGAAGAGACGGUCAAGAGAAAAGCACCAAGAAUCCACCACAGACCCUGGCUCGCCUAAGAAAUGCCGUGCUCGCUUUGGCCUCAACCAGCAGACGGAUUGGUGUGGUCCGUGCAGGAGGAAAAAGAAAUGCAUUCGGUACUUACCCGGAGAAGGCCGCUGCCCCAGUCCCGUUCCUUCCGAUGACAGUGCUCUAGGCUGCCCUGGGUCCCCAGCUCCCCAGGACUCACCCUCAUACCUUCUGCUGCCCCGCUUCCCCACAGAACUGCUUGCUAGCCAUGUGGAGCCGGCACCUACAUCCCCAGGUCUCUCCACUGCUCUCAGCCUACCAGCCUCCAGGCCCCUACAGGCCUCCCACAGCACCCUGCCAAGAACACAGGUACAGCAACAGGAAUCUCAGAGACAAGUGGCCUAGCAGGCACAGGACACCUGUGGUCUCCUCCAGGGGCCUAUCCCAAGAGGAAGCAACAGGCCCCAAUCGCAUGGAAAUCAGCCAGGGAUCCUGUUAACUCCAUCUUAGAUUCCACUCCCUGAAGACUUCAGAGGCUGCACAACUUACACUUGAACCUGCGGCCAUCAUUUCAAACUGCUCCAAGUGGUGGGAAUCAGAUCUAUGUUGAUGCAUCAUCUAAUUAAGAGCAUCCCUUGU
Molecule: messenger RNA, 1706 nt
Organism: Carlito syrichta (Philippine tarsier)
Lineage: Eukaryota; Metazoa; Chordata; Mammalia; Primates; Tarsiidae
Gene: TCF7
Product: transcription factor 7
Exons: 10
Coding region: 273-1472 (399 amino acids)
Biological process (GO): canonical Wnt signaling pathway; regulation of transcription by RNA polymerase II
Cellular component (GO): beta-catenin-TCF complex
Molecular function (GO): DNA-binding transcription factor activity, RNA polymerase II-specific; RNA polymerase II cis-regulatory region sequence-specific DNA binding
Source: RefSeq, a predicted model, not a curated record